AUGAGUUUUAACUCAAAAAUGUUUUCAGAAUAUAUAGGUGCCAUUGACCAGGGAACUACAAGCACUCGGUUUUUGAUAUUUGAUAGAACUGGUUCUAUUGUAUCUCUUCAUCAGCAUGAAUUUAAGCAGAUUUACCCUCAUCCUGGUUGGAUUGAGCAUGAUCCUAUGGAAAUUUUAGAAUCUGUUGAAAUUUGUAUUAGAAAAACAAUAGAAGAUUUUGUUAAAAAAAAUAAGAGUGUUCGACAAAUUAAAGGUCUUGGUAUUACAAAUCAGAGAGAAACAAUAGUUGUUUGGGACAAAGACACCGGAAAACCUCUUUAUAAUGCAAUUGUAUGGUCGGAUACUCGUACUAUUGAAGUUGUACGUGAAUUAAAACAAAAAGAAGAUGCUUCUGAGGUUCAUAAAAUAUGUGGUCUUCCUAUUUCUACAUAUUUUUCUGCUGUUAAACUUCGUUGGCUACUUGAUAAUGUUAGAAGUGUUCGAGAAGUUUACGAUAGUGGCAGGCUUGCUUUUGGGACUAUUGAUUCCUGGCUGAUUUAUAAUCUUACUGGUAAUAUAGAUGGUGGCAUUCAUAUCACUGAUGCUACGAAUGCUUCUCGUACGAUGUUAUUGAAUAUAAGAACUUUAGAAUAUGAUGAAUCACUUAUUAAUUUCUUCGGUCUUGAAAAACUCCACCUUCCGAAGAUUAAAUCUUCUUCAGAGAUUUAUGGUGAAAUUUCUAGUGGUCCACUUUGUGGAACUCCACUUUCAGGAUGUUUAGGUGAUCAAUCCGCAGCUUUGGUGGGACAUUUAGCAUUUACUCCUGGAUCUGCUAAAAAUACUUAUGGAACUGGUUGUUUUUUGCUUUAUAAUACUGGUGAAACACCAGUUAUUUCAAAAGAAGGUCUUUUAACAACUGUUGGGUAUUUUUUUAAAGGACAAAAGCCUGUUUAUGCUUUGGAAGGUUCAAUUGCUGUAGCAGGUGCUGCUAUAAAAUGGUUUCGCGAUCAAAUGGGAGUUAUUACUGAAGCAUCUCAAAUUGAUGAAAUGGCUGCAUCUGUAGAGGAUACUGCGGGCAUUGUUUUCGUUACUGCUUUUUCUGGUCUUUUUGCUCCAUAUUGGCGUGAUGAUGCUCGUGGUACUAUAUUAGGAAUCACAAAUUAUACUACUAAAGAACAUAUUGCUCGUUCAAUAUUGGAAGCUAUUUGUUUUCAGACUAAAGCAAUUUUGGAUGUGAUGAAUAGGGAUUCUGGAAGCCCUUUAAAGUGUCUUAAUGUUGAUGGUGGAAUAACUAAUUCUGAUAUAUGUAUGCAAAUCCAGUCUGAUAUUGUUGGUAUCGAUGUAAAUAGACCUCAAAUGCGCGAAGUUACUGCACUAGGAUCUGCUAUUGCUGCUGGUCUUGCUGUUGGAGUUUGGAAAAAUGUAGAAGAAUUGCAAAGUGUUAGUGCAGGAAAGACAUUUGUUUUUUCUCCAAAAAUUAGUGAAGAUAAACGAAAUCGUAUGUUUUGUUUAUGGGAAAAGGCUGUUCAGAAAUCAUUAGAUUGGGAAACUGGAAAGUCUGAAUAAUGUUUGUAGAUAUUGAAAAGGUAUAUAAUUAUUCUUAAUUUUAUAUUAGGUUUAAUUUUUUUUAUUUUUAAUUUGUAA
Pneumocystis murina B123 is the source of this 1623-nucleotide messenger RNA. Its product is annotated as glycerol kinase. The transcript is spliced from 9 exons. Gene Ontology annotation, molecular function: glycerol kinase activity. Lineage: Eukaryota; Fungi; Ascomycota; Pneumocystomycetes; Pneumocystales; Pneumocystaceae. Gene Ontology annotation, cellular component: mitochondrion. Gene Ontology annotation, biological process: glycerol-3-phosphate biosynthetic process; glycerol metabolic process; triglyceride metabolic process. The coding region runs from base 1 to 1545 and encodes 514 amino acids. The record is from RefSeq and is a predicted model, not a curated record.